AUGACCGCCUUUGCUCGUCCCUCAUUACUCGACAAUCGUUAUGCAGUUAUUGCCGAGACUAGUACAUACACAUAUGAUGAUGAUGAUCUUGUUAAUUAUGCUGAAUUUUUACGAAAACAUGGUCGUUAUAUGACAAAAGGAGGUUAUGUUGAUUCAUCUCGACGUAUUCGUACCCUUCAUCGUCAACAAGAUGAUUUUCAAAUACCAAAAUAUCAAACAUCACCAUCACGAAGUGGUUUACUUGCUUCUAUUAAUAAAUCAUCAUUAUCAACACCAACUAUUGGAACAACAUCAAGAAAAUUAAAAACAUCCGAUGAAAAUGAAUUAGCAUCUUCUCUAGCUUUAUCAACAAAUCUUGAAAAUAAAAAAAAGGAAUAUGAAAAACAAAUGAAACUUAUUGAAGAACAAAUGAUUAAAGCAAAACAAAGUGAACGAGAAGCAAAGCGUUUAGAAGGUGAUAUUAAAAAAGAACAACGACAAUUACAUCAUUCACUUCGAGAUCUUGAUGUUGAUGCAACAAGAAAACGUUAUAAUGCUGAAAAACAUUUAUCAAAAAAUCUCGAAGAAAAAGAUAAAAUUGAAAGAGAAUUCGUUAAAAAACGAGAAAAGCAAACAAAACAACGAACUGAUCGUUUAAUUGAUUCAUUACAAACAAACAAAGAUAAAGAUCGUCGUAAUUUACUUCUCUGUAAUGAUCUAUCUCAUCAAUAUCAAACAAAAACACAUGAACUUCAAAUAAAACAUCAACAAUUAGAUCGAAUUCAUACAGAUUUUGAACAAAAAGUUCAACAAAAAGAGUUGGAAGAAAGUCGACUUAAAAAAGAAUUAGCUGAUAUAGCUACGGCACUUAAUUUAGAAGCUCAAAAAGUAAAAACUGAUAUGAAAGAUUUUCUAAACAUUGCUGAUUAUGAUCGAGGUCAAACAAUGAAACAGGAUCUUGAACAAGAACAAAAAUUUAAUCAAACAAAUGUCUAUGGUAAAAACUACGAUCAUGAAAGACGUCGUCUUUCAGGUGAUGUAACACUUCAUCGUUCUAUGCUUGAUCUUAAACAACGUGAAGCUCUUCGUCGAAUUGGUGAUACAAAGAGUCGAUUAGAAACAAUUUAUGCUAAACAACGACAACAAAAUGUCAGUACAACUAUUACGGAACAAGAUCGACGUGCUACUCAAUUAAUGUCUAAAAUGACUGAUAUUGAUAAUCGUCGUUCACAAUUAAUGAAUCAAUAUAUGCGUGAUAAGGUUAAUAAAAGUGAGGAACGUGAAAGUGAAGGAACAACUAAAGCUAAAAUACGUCAUAUUGAGCUUGAAACUAAGAAACAUGAAGAUUGCUUACGAGAUUUAGAAAAUACGAUGAAUAAAAAUGAAGAUAUUGAAUAUGAAUUACGUAAAUCAGUAAAAGAAGCUGAAUUUCAACGACGUAAAAAAGAACAAGAAGUACAACGAUUAAAAGAUGAUUUAAUACGAAAAAAACGAGAGGAUGCUAAAAAAAUUCGAAAUGCUAUUGCACGAUCGGAACAAGAAGAAAAAGAAUUAGAACAACAUUUAACUAAAGAAAAAGCAAAAUUAUAUAAAUUUCAAACACGACGAGAAGAUAAUUAUAUACGUUUAACACGACAACGAGAACAAAUGCGUGAAAAUAAAGCUUUAUUAGAUAUUCAUGCACGUGAACAUGAACGCCUAUUACAGGUUCAAAAUCAAUCACAAUCUUUGCAAUCACUUAAUACUAUCUAA
Rotaria sp. Silwood2 is the source of this 1731-nucleotide messenger RNA. The record is from the annotation of a GenBank genome assembly. Lineage: Eukaryota; Metazoa; Rotifera; Eurotatoria; Philodinida; Philodinidae.